AUGAAUCCCACGGCACCGCUAAUUCCAACCUCAUCCAUAGAAGCCUCGUUUGCUACAGAACAUGGAGAGUGGGGUGCUGUUCCCUCUGAAUAUAGGUAUGAGAUAGCUAAUGCUGUAACGAAUUCAACUUUUAUUAUUUUGUUUCUCUCGUCUUCUGACAAAUGUGCUGUUCAUUUUGCAGAUGCGGGAUCAAUCGGGGUGAACUACGGGAGAAUAGCAAACGACCUGCCAUCAGCUGUGAAAGUGGUGCACCUCGUUAAAUCUCAAGGUUUAGAGAGGCUCAAGGUUUACGACACUGACCCUGCUGUACUCAAAGCUUUAUCUGGUUCCAGUGUUAAAGUCACCGUCGAUUUACCAAAUGAACUUCUUUACUCUGCUGCCAAAUACCCUUCAUUUGCCCGCUCUUGGGUCCAGAAAAACAUUGUAGCUUAUCACCCUUCCACUCAAAUCGAAGCCAUUGCCGUUGGUAAUGAAGUUUUCGUUGACCAACAUAACACCACCAAGUUCCUCAUUCCAGCCAUGAAAAAUAUCCAUGAGGCUUUAGUCAAGUUUAACAUCCAAUCUUCUAUUAAAGUCUCUUCUCCUAUAGCUUUAAGCGCUCUUCAAUCCUCUUACCCAUCUUCAGCCGGAUCAUUCCGACCCGAAUUAAUCGAACCCGUUUUCAAGCCCAUGUUGGAGUUCCUUCGUCAAACUGGGUCAUUUCUCAUGGUCAAUGCCUACCCAUUUUUCGCUUACGAGUCCAACUCUGAUGUCAUUUCACUAGAUUACGCUUUGUUUAGAGAAAAUCCGGGUGUGGUGGAUGCGGGUAACGGAUUAAGGUAUUUUAAUCUCUUGGAUGCCCAAAUCGACGCCGUUUUUGCCGCAAUGUCUGCUUUAAAGUAUGAUGACAUCAAAAUGGUGAUUACCGAGACAGGGUGGCCCUCUAAAGGAGACGAGAAUGAGGUUGGUGCUAGCGUGGAAAAUGCAGCUGCUUACAACGGCAAUCUCGUCCGUAGGAUUCUUACGGGUGGUGGUACCCCUUUAAGACCACAUGCAGAUCUGACCGUCUAUCUCUUCGCACUCUUCAACGAAAACGAAAAGGAUGGACCCACAUCAGAGAGAAAUUAUGGGCUUUUUUACCCUAACCAGGAAAAGGUCUAUGAUAUCCCAUUCACUGUGGAGGGGCUCAAGAAAUACAAGGAUCAUAACCGGCCACCGGUUUCCGGCGGUCAACAGGUUGCUCCUCCGGUUAGCGGAGGCAUAUCCAAGAGUACUACAGGGAACACAUGGUGCGUUGCAAAUCCUGAUGCGGGAAAAGAGAAGCUACAGACUGCCCUAGACUAUGCUUGUGGCGAGGGAGGUGCUGAUUGCCGUCCGAUCCAGCCUGGUGCAACGUGUUAUAAUCCUAACACGCUUGUGGCCCACACUUCCUUCGCGUUCAACAGUUAUUAUCAGAAGAAAGGACGUGGUAUGGGGGACUGUUAUUUCGGAGGCGCAGCUUAUGUUGUCACUCAAGAACCCAGUACGUAUUUUAGCCUCAGUGUUUGUGGUUGGCAGAGUUUGGGAAGUGCGAGUUUCCCACAGGAUAUUGAAGAGAAAACACGGGAGCAAAGGGGGCUUGCUUGA
Molecule: messenger RNA, 1605 nt
Organism: Dovyalis caffra
Lineage: Eukaryota; Viridiplantae; Streptophyta; Magnoliopsida; Malpighiales; Salicaceae
Source: the annotation of a GenBank genome assembly